UGCGAAUUGCUCUCCAGCGUAAAUUCGUAAUGAAUCGCAACCGUUUACGUACUCAAAUCUCUCUCUACCCGCCAAUUUCCGUCUCUUCUGAUCUCUCUUUCUCUCUCUCUGGAGAAAGGAACAAUGUCUACCAUUAUUGUUCUCUUUCUCUGUAUUCUUAUCUCCACAGUCAUUACACAGCCAAGAAGUCUUGCUGUCCCUCGAGAACCCCGCAACUUCUCUCAGAACCUUAUCCCUUUCCACACCCCCACUGAUUCGCCUUCAAACCCGCCAUUGACCGGUCGCUUAGUGCCCGCUCUCUUCGUCAUUGGCGAUUCCUCUGUUGACAGCGGCACCAAUAAUUACCUUGGCACCUUUGCUCGUGCUGACCGCCCUCCUUAUGGUAGAGAUUUUGACACACACAGGCCCACUGGAAGGUUCUCCAAUGGCAGAAUUCCUGUUGAUUAUCUGGGUGGAGAAGUUAACAAGAAAAUGAAAGCAUUGCGCCUUGGGCUUCCCUUUUUACCAAGUUAUCUUGGGCAGGUGGGAACUGUUGAAGAUAUGAUUCAUGGAGUGAAUUAUGCAUCUGCUGGUGCUGGAAUAAUAUUCUCAAGUGGAUCAGAAUUGGGUCAACGAAUCUCCUUCGCCCAACAAAUCCAGCAAUUUACAGAUACCUUACAGUCAUUUAUCUUAGGCUUGGGUGAGGAUACUGCAAAUGAUCUCAUCUCCAAUUCCAUCUUUUAUAUCUCAAUAGGAAUCAAUGACUAUAUACAUUACUAUCUUCGUAAUGUAUCCAAUGUACAAAACUUGUAUCUUCCAUGGAGUUUCAGCCAGUUCUUAGCAUCAACAAUAAGGCAUGAAAUUAAGAACCUGUACAAUAUGAGUGUGAGGAAAGUGGUGGUCAUGGGAUUGGCACCAAUUGGUUGUGCUCCUCACUACUUGUGGAGGCACAACAGCAAGAAUGGAGAGUGUAUCACAGAGAUAAAUGACAUGAUUAUGGAGUACAACUUUUUCAUGAGAUACAUGAUUGAAGAGCUUGGUCAGGUGCUACCUGAUGCAAAACUCACCUUCUGUGACAUGUAUGAAGGCUCUAUGGAUGUAAUUAAGAAUCAUAAACAUUAUGGUUUCAAUGUGACCACUGAUGCUUGCUGUGGGUUAGGCAAGUACAAGGGUUGGAUCCUGUGCAUUGCCCCAGAAAUGGCUUGCAGCAAUGCUUCCAACCAUAUCUGGUGGGACCAGUACCAUCCAACUGAUAGGGUGAAUUCCAUUUUGGCAGAUAAUGUGUGGAACGGCUUGCACACGAAAAUGUGCUAUCCCAUGAACCUGAGAGACAUGGUUGAUCCUGAAGUGAAAUAAUUUGAUGCAGAAGCUUUAAACAUGCUGGAUACUACAUUUGUUUACUUAACCCUGGAAUUUUCCAUUUGCCUAUUCUUUGUGUGUAACAUUCAUGUAACUCUCCAGACUGAGAUGGUGGAAUUGGGGGACAUAGCUAUCUUAGCUAUCGUUCACUUGUUGAUAUCAUCUUCCAUAUCUUACUCAGUGGAAAGCAGUUACAGACUUGUGACUUUGUUGAUUUAAUAAAAUUCCAAGUACUGUAAAGCAGAACAGGUCAAUUUAUGGACCCAAAACCUGAAAAAUUCCUACUUUAUAACUCAAGCGAAGUGGUGAGCCACUUAAUAUCUGGUUC
Messenger RNA from Hevea brasiliensis (rubber tree), 1666 nucleotides. Its product is annotated as GDSL esterase/lipase At5g08460-like. The record is from RefSeq and is a predicted model, not a curated record. Gene Ontology annotation, molecular function: hydrolase activity, acting on ester bonds. The transcript has 6 exons. NCBI's taxonomy places the organism in Eukaryota, Viridiplantae, Streptophyta, Magnoliopsida, Malpighiales, Euphorbiaceae. The coding region runs from base 124 to 1335 and encodes 403 amino acids.